Molecule: messenger RNA, 1231 nt
Organism: Paramecium sonneborni
Lineage: Eukaryota; Ciliophora; Oligohymenophorea; Peniculida; Parameciidae
Source: the annotation of a GenBank genome assembly
AUGAGUACAUUGACAAUUUCAAGAUGUCCAAUAGUAGUUCGACAUGAUUUUCCAGAUGAAAUGAUGAAUUAUAUUGAUGAAAAGAUGGAUGAAGGAUAAUACAAAAAGAGGUUUCGAUAUGAUCGUCCAGACAAGGUAUGAAAAUAUAUUUUGAAGGGUUACUAGAAAAAAAGUAAACAAACAAAAUCGAUUCUAAAUAUGAAUUCACAAGAGAUCUUUUAAAAAAUAGUAAUGGGAAAGAAAGAACCAAAAGAGGAGAGGUUUCGAAUAAAACCAAAAUAAAAAAUUAAUACAACUGCGUUGCACUCUGCUCUUUUAAAAGUAAAAAAAUAAAAAGAAGAAUUAGAUAUAUGUUUAGCGGUAUAAAAGUAAUAUAUUAUUAGAUAGCAGAUAAAGCUAAAUAAUGUGUAAAUGAGAAUGAUAUUUGUAUGUUAGCAAAUGAAGGAGCUGUCAAAUUUAUAAUGUCUUAGAAUCUUGAUAUAGAUGAAGCUGCAUUAUUAAAGACAAAGAAAGGAAAUACUUUUCAUCCAAAACCAAAGAAAUCUUAGUCUGUAAAAUAAGUAAUAAUGGAUGAGCCAGAGAAUUUAUUAUCAAUAGAAGGGAGAUCAUAUAAUAUGGCUGUUUCAACAUCUCUUUGUAAAAAUAGACCAACUUCAGCAUUUUCUACAAUGAGACCAGUUUCUUCAACUAAGAACUAUUCUGAAAAAGGGAUAUCAGAACAUUUACUAUAAUAAUAUGCUGAUUUUAGAAAUGAAUUGUUUGAAAAAUUAGUAGACAAUAAUGAAAAUUAAUAAAAUGAAGAAGUUUAGAUAAAUGUAGGAUAUCCAAAUUAUUUAACAACUGCUAUAGGAAUGAAAGGUAGUAGAGUUCCUCCUGGUUUUCUACCUAAAGGAUUAAAGAGAAUACAUAGUGCAGCUGCUACUUAAAAUGUAGAGUUUAGACCUUUUAUGAAUCCAGGAGAAAUAUUAUUUAAUGAUUAACAACAUGUAGUUGCGAAGAGACCAUAAACUGCUAUGAUUAGUAAAAUAUAAUCAACAAGUAGAUUGAAUGAUCAUUUGAAAGUUAUAGAGGAAGUUAGACAUUAAGAGGAUGUAAGAAUUGUUAAUCUAUUAAUCAUUAGCUAAGUUAAUUAAAAAUAUCUCUAGAUUAAUCAUUUAAAGAAUAAUAAUAAACCUUAAAUGUUACAGGUAAAAAGAGAAUCUAAAGUGCUUAUCCAAAAACUAGAAUUUGA